AUGUCUGAACUUAAUCCUGAGGAUUUGAGCCUCCCAAAGGCCACGGUGCAGAAGAUUGUGAGCGAGAUUUUGCCGCCCGACCUGGUUUUCUCAAGAGAAAGCCGCGACGCACUGAUUGAAUGUUGCGUCAUGUUCAUCAUGAUCUUGUCCAACGAGUCGAACGAUAUGGCGGAAAAAGAGUCGAAAAAGACCAUUGCCUGCGAGCAUGUCAUAAAAGCUCUCGAAGAGCUCGAUUUCCGUGAUUACAUCGAGCCCAUCCAGCAAACCAUCGCGGCGCACAAGGAGUCUCUCAAAGUGCGUGAGCGCAAAGUCGGCAAGCUCGACCAGUCUGGAAAAUCCGAGGAAGAAUUGCUGCGUGAACAGGAGCUUCUUUUCGCCAGCUCCCGCCAACGCAUGCUCAGCGCGGGCUCUGUGCCCAAAGUCGACGAGUCCUCGGCAGAGUCCCCGGCCGUGUCAGAUCCCUCGGUGAAGGUCGAAACCUCCACCGAAUGA
Wickerhamiella sorbophila is the source of this 492-nucleotide messenger RNA. Its product is annotated as Negative cofactor 2 complex subunit beta. The coding region runs from base 1 to 492 and encodes 163 amino acids. Gene Ontology annotation, biological process: RNA polymerase II preinitiation complex assembly; negative regulation of transcription by RNA polymerase II; chromatin remodeling. Gene Ontology annotation, molecular function: protein heterodimerization activity; general transcription initiation factor activity; core promoter sequence-specific DNA binding. The transcript has a single exon. Gene Ontology annotation, cellular component: negative cofactor 2 complex. Lineage: Eukaryota; Fungi; Ascomycota; Dipodascomycetes; Dipodascales; Trichomonascaceae. The record is from RefSeq and is a predicted model, not a curated record.